UAAACGGAAGACAGCUUCACUUACUGUAAGGGAUUACAAAUAUAGGAUAUGCAUGAUAUGCUUUGGCGCACUCAGAAACAACACAAGAAUAACAAUGCGAAGAUCUGUUCUUACUUUAAUUUUAGCCUGUGCUAUGAGUUCUUCAUCUGGAGGUGAUGUUAGACUGGUCAAUGGUUAUAAUCCUUGCUCUGGUAGAGUUGAGGUCUUUCAAAAUGGCCGUUGGGGAACUGUGUGUGAUGACUCUUGGGAUAUUAAUGAUGCUACUGUGGUGUGCAGACAGGUGGGAUGUGGAAAAGCUCUUAAUGCAAACAGUGAGGCUUCUUUUGGUCAGGGGAGUGACCCAAUCUGGCUGGAUAAUGUUGAAUGUUCUGGAAGUGAGAGCAGCAUAAUACAGUGCAAACACAAUGGACUAGGAUCACAUAAUUGUGGCCACCAUGAAGAUGCUGGUGUUAUAUGUUCAGGUAUGAGAAUAUUCAUCCAUUUAACCUCAAACUUUUUUCAGCUCAGUGACAAUAUGAUUUUCUUCUCCUGGAUAGCCCAAUGAAACAUGAAAUGUCUUUUCUUUAAUCAUUGUUUGUUGCAUGUUGCGGGCGAAGUGAGUCACAAGCACACACACAGAACAUUACCCCACUAUCUCUGAAUAACUUUUUAUCCACUACAUGUUUGUGUUGUUUAAAUUUUAGGAACUUACACUCGAUUGCCAACAAAACACAGACAUUUGAUGCAUUUUUACUUACCGCCUGUUCUCAUAACCUGGUUGUUUUAUGCCCUGUCACGUUAAGAGGCAAUACACGAGACGUAAUCCUCAUUAAAGAUAGUUUAUUUAACUACAGCACAGAGUAACCUAAACCAUGCGCUUAUACUCCCAAUAAUAACACAGCCCCUCCCUCUAGUCGUUCACAUACCCACAACUAUGGUAGCUUAGUAGGCACAAAAGUCAAUCUCACAACAUGCCCCAUUUCAAUGAAAUCCAGCGUUAAACGACACACUUGCUACCCCAGAUAAACAAACUACAUCCAUUGUUCCCAUAAUGCUGGGUUCUUUGAGAAGCUGAACAAGCUUAAUUUUCCCCUUAGAAACAACAAUAUGUGGUGCAUGUGUUACACUUUUAAGAAUGAAGCGGAGUCCAUUCCGAUGCAACACAUUUAAUUUUGUAAAAAUACAGGAAAAAAACACAUUUAAUAAGGAGCACUCCCGGUCUCACGUGUACUGAAGCUCAUGCACUGAUACUAACACUCUGCUUCUAUGAGCCUCAUUGAGUGAUUCAGUCAUGUGUCUGUGAGAGCGCCCCCUGCUGACAAGCCUGAGUUCAGCAAGAGCAACUACAUUUAGAACAGUGCAAAAUCACAAUACAGCAUGUCACAAACCUGAAAUUGUUCACACACAGAGAUUAUAACAAGUUUAAAAUUUAAAG
Misgurnus anguillicaudatus (oriental weatherfish) is the source of this 1414-nucleotide messenger RNA. NCBI's taxonomy places the organism in Eukaryota, Metazoa, Chordata, Actinopteri, Cypriniformes, Cobitidae. The record is from RefSeq and is a predicted model, not a curated record.